Messenger RNA from Trichogramma pretiosum, 805 nucleotides. RefSeq names its product m7GpppN-mRNA hydrolase-like. The annotation marks the transcript as partial. The record is from RefSeq and is a predicted model, not a curated record. The transcript has a single exon. Gene Ontology annotation, molecular function: RNA binding; manganese ion binding; hydrolase activity. Gene Ontology annotation, cellular component: P-body; cytoplasm. Lineage: Eukaryota; Metazoa; Arthropoda; Insecta; Hymenoptera; Trichogrammatidae. Gene Ontology annotation, biological process: deadenylation-dependent decapping of nuclear-transcribed mRNA.
GUUGUUUCUGUCAAAUAUCGUCAAAGAGAAGAAGACAAAUAUCGAAGUUGAAGACCACAAGUUGGCGAUAAUGUGCCAAGUUGAAAGAGCUUGGUGGGCUUUGAAGGAUCAUUAUGAUCCUUCAAACAAGUUCAAGAGACUGGGCAUAAAAGAAUUUAUGCACCAGAUCUCGCGACACCUCAAGUUCUUGAAAAUUUGGCAAAUCGCAAACUUGGCCGAGUUUUACUCGAAGUACAAGCGUCGAGUACCAACUUGCGGGGUCAUGAUUUUCGACGGUUCACUCUCUGACUUAGUCAAUGAACUUAGGGAAUUAAGAGGGAGUAAGAAAAACCACCAUGGAAGAGAUUCAAAAUUAUCUCUUCUCAUGGUGCAGGAUAGCUAUUAUGAAACGUGGAAUUUUCCGAAAGGAAAAAUCCACGUUUCAGAAACACCUUUAGAAUGUGCUAUCCGCGAAUCUAAAGAAGAGGUCAAUUUUGAUCAAACAAAUCUUUUGAAAGAAAAUUUGUUUGUGGAGUAUGGACACGGUGAAGAACUGUGUCGAUUAUUCAUCGUGAAUGAUAUUCCCAAACAAACAAAUUUUCAUUCAAACUGCCAAGGCGAGAUAAAGGAAAUCAAGUGGUUUCCCAUAAAUAGGUUGCCAUAUGCUUGUCACCCAAUGGUGCAACCUAUUAUGGAAAAGCUCACCGACAACUUGAAGCCGAAACUCCCAGAAGCCGUGGCAUGGAAGAACACCUGUGCCAUGCCAUGGCCAAUGGAUAGUUUCUGUGCUUCAGAUGUUGGUAGCUCGUCUUGUGAUGUUUUUUGA